Molecule: messenger RNA, 480 nt
Organism: Lindgomyces ingoldianus
Lineage: Eukaryota; Fungi; Ascomycota; Dothideomycetes; Pleosporales; Lindgomycetaceae
Exons: 2
Source: RefSeq, a predicted model, not a curated record
AUUAAGCUGUCCCUGCUACUCUUCUACCGACGGAUUUUUCCAAUCCAAAACUUUGAAAAAAUGGUCACGAUUGCUGCCGUCAUUGUUAUUCUCUGGUUCAUUCCAGGGUUUUUGGGGGAAACAUUUCUGUGCUGGCCAAUUGACGUUAUGUGGACAGAUUUCGCACACGCAGCCGAAAAGUGCGGAGAUUAUGGCCUCUUCUUCGCGAUUAUGAUCAGCUUCGAGAUAGUGAUAGACUUUCUCAUACUAGUAUUGCCGAUUGCACAGGUUCUUCAACUUCAGAUGAGCUGGAAUAGUCGAGCAACGCUAGCAGGUAUCUUCAUGCUUGGUGGCUUCUCGAUCGUAACCAAUAUCCUCCGCAUCGCCUUCUCCUAUCGAAAAGGUGAACAAUUCAUCGAUCUGAUACAAGACAUGGUAUGGAUCAAUAUCCAUUGUGCCACGGCUAUCCUGUGCAUAUGUCUCCCGACAUACAGGCCGCUC